Messenger RNA from Procambarus clarkii (red swamp crayfish), 486 nucleotides. RefSeq lists its product as uncharacterized. Lineage: Eukaryota; Metazoa; Arthropoda; Malacostraca; Decapoda; Cambaridae. The record is from RefSeq and is a predicted model, not a curated record.
AUGCUGACCCCGUGUCAUGCUGACCCCGUGUCAUGCUGUCAUGCCGACCCCGUGUCAUGCUGUCAUGCCGACCCCGUGCCAUGCUGUCAUGCCGACCCCGUGUCAUGCUGUCAUGCCGACCCCGUGUCAUGCUGUCAUGCCGACCCUGUGUCAUGCUGUCAUGCUGACCCCGUGUCAUGCUGUCAUGCUGACCCCGUGUCAUGCUGUCAUGCCGACCCUGUGUCAUGCUGUCAUGCUGACCCCGUGUCAUGCUGUCAUGCUGACCCCGUGUCAUGCUGUCAUGCCGACCCCGUGUCAUGCUGUCAUGCCGACCCCGUGUCAUGCUGUCAUGCCGACCCCGUGUCAUGCUGUCAUGCCGACCCCGUGUCAUGCUGUCAUGCCGACCCCGUGUCAUGCUGUCAUGCCGACCCCGUGUCAUGCUGUCAUGCCGACCCCGUGUCAUGCUGUCAUGCCGACCCCGUGUCAUGCUGUCAUGCCGACCCGUGA